Molecule: messenger RNA, 2736 nt
Organism: Epinephelus lanceolatus (giant grouper)
Lineage: Eukaryota; Metazoa; Chordata; Actinopteri; Perciformes; Serranidae
Gene: b3gnt2a
Product: UDP-GlcNAc:betaGal beta-1,3-N-acetylglucosaminyltransferase 2a
Biological process (GO): protein O-linked glycosylation; poly-N-acetyllactosamine biosynthetic process
Cellular component (GO): Golgi membrane
Molecular function (GO): UDP-glycosyltransferase activity; hexosyltransferase activity
Source: RefSeq, a predicted model, not a curated record
GCCCGUGCAAGGCGCAGGAGGGACGCACGCUUGUACACUACCUUUCUACCUUUCUCCACUGAGUGAACGGUGGAUGUGACCUUUGUGUGCAUGUCGGACAUUUGAGGAUCAGCGUGGAGUCUGGUUUUUAUUUUUAAUUCAUACUUUAAUGAGGAUCAGUGCGCGUCCACAUCUCCAAAACGCGCCGCCUAAAGGAUGAGGAAGGAGCUUCAGUUCAGGUGACACAAGCUGCAGCCUGUUGAUCAGACUUGUCUUUUAUUUCACAACGAGGGCGUGAGGAGCCAGUCUGAAAGAUGACUUGGUUCUUCUUGCUGACGUCCUUCUCCACCCUGCAGCUCAUCCACACGAGGCCAGCAGAGACCUGGCUCUCCACCAGACCCAACUGACCAACCAUCUCCACACCUGUCACAGACACAGAGGGGAGGCAACAUGCCGGUGGCCCGCAAGAAGAGGGUGCUCUGCGUGAUGAUGAUGCUCAACAUCUUCAUCUGCGUCCUGGUGGGCGUGUCAUGGAACCUUGGGCAUGACAAAAGUGGCCGUCAGAGGGUUCGAAUCCCACUCAAGAGGUUCUGGCACCAGCCGGUUCUGAGCAAAUCCUUCUGGAACAGGGAGCAGCAGCGUCUGGACUUUAUUUACAACCCUAUCGUCAACUUUUUGCUCUCCAGCGACCCUCUCAUCGAGCUCCCUGAUUGGCUGAACGACACCAGGCCGCUCAACCCCUGUGAACCAGACCACAGAGUCUCCACACAAAUCUCUGACUACAACACUCUGCCGCAGCCCUUCCAGGAUUUUCUUUUGCACAUGCGCUGCAGGACGUACCCCAUGCUGAUAAAUCAGCCCCAUAUUUGUGAUGAGAAACCCUUCCUGCUGCUGGCGGUCAAGUCACUGAUCCCACAUUUUGACCGGCGACAAGCUAUCCGAGAAACGUGGGGUCGAGCAGGCAUAGUAACCAAUCGGACCGUGGUGACGGUGUUCCUGCUGGGCAACACCUUGUCAGUAGACCACUUCCCAGACAUGCUGGGGAUGCUGGGCCACGAGGCAAAGCUUCACAAUGACAUCCUCCAAUGGGACUACAGGGACACCUUCUACAACCUUACCCUGAAAGAGGUCCUCUUCCUGGAGUGGUUCAGCCAAAACUGUCCCCACGCCCAGUACAUCCUCAAGGGUGACGAUGAUGUCUUCGUCAACACCUUACGAAUUAUUGACCUCCUGGAAGGUCUGUCAGACAAGAAGGCCAAGGAUUUGUUCAUAGGGGAUGUUAUCAGUAACGCAGGUCCACACCGAGACAAAAAACUCAAGUACUUUGUCCCAGAGAGUGUGUUUGUGGGGCAGUACCCACCUUACGCAGGAGGCGGAGGAUAUCUGUACUCUGGAGAGUUAGCGCUACAUCUUUACAAUGUAUCCCAGCAGGUAGUUUUAUAUCCCAUUGAUGAUGUUUACACAGGGAUGUGUCUGGAAAAGCUGGGCCUGGUUCCUGAGGAUCACAGCGGCUUCAGGACUUUUGACAUUGAGGAGAAGCAAAGGACCAACCCCUGCGUCCACAGGGGCCUGAUCCUGGUUCACAGCCGGACACCACAGGAGAUGUUAACGAUCUGGCCGUGGAUCAUCCAUCCUGAGCUCAACUGCCAAUGAACACGUUCAUCUUUGUUUCAUCUUUUUAUUAUGUGAAAUCCUCACGUCCUCUGAGUUUUAUUCUAAAGUCACCAAAGUAAUUUACUGACUGUUUUCAAGGCGACUUUGUCUGCUGUUUUCUUUUCCACCAGCUGAAUUAUAUUCAUGUUAAAGAAAACAUUUGAUGAAUGAGCUCUCUGACACAAAUUUUGCAUGCAUGCUAACUGCACACAAACAAAUGCAAUGUGAUCACAUAGAAAUACCUGACGAGCCGUGAACACAGGAGAGGUCAGGGAUACAGGGAACUAGCAUCAUCAGAGGGGUGACAGAGCAGUUUGGGCCAUCUUAUCUAGUCAUGAUCUUGGUCAUCAAGUAAAGCACUCGCAGCCUGUCACACACUGACAGAGAGUAAACGUUGUGUAGGGCACUUGUGCUUGUGAUAUCCUGACAAGACAUAAAAGAGUACUUCACAUUCUUUCUGCUUAGUGGCACAUAGAACAGGGGCCGAAAAGUUUGUUGAUAAAAUAAAUAAAAUCAACCUGUAUUAAAACCCAAUUUAAAAAGAUAGGUCUUUAAUUUAUUUUUAAAAAAAGGCUAGGGAGACUGCCAUUCUCAGAUCCGAAGGGAGAGUGUUCCAUAGUUCAGGGCCAUAAAAACAAAAAGCAGCUUCACCAGUUCUCUUGUGGGACACCUUAGGAACAGCGAAGAUGGAAGAUCUGAGAGUUCUUGUUGGGGCAUAAGAAGAAAGGCAAUCGCUGAUAUAAGAUGGAUGGAUGCUAGAUUAUUUAAGGCUUUAUAAAUGAGUAAAAGAUCUUUAAAAUCAAUUCCAAAAGAAACAGGCAACCAGUGUAAUGAUGCAAGCUGAGGGCUAAUGUGAUCUCUAUUUUUUCAUAUUUGUUAAAAUCCUGGCUGCAGCGUUCUGAAUAACUUGUAGUUUCUUCAAAGACUUUUUAGGGAGACCAGUAAAAAGGAAGUUGCAGAUAAAAGCAUGUAUAAGUGUUCCAGCAUCGUUCUGAGUUUAAAAAAAAAGGUCUAAUUUUGGCAAUGUUUCUGAGGUGAAAAAAAUAUGUUUUUGCAACUCUGUUAAAAUGGCUAUUAAAAUUAAGAUCAGAGUCUAAAAUCACA